UAUUUUGUUCCAAUUUUCUGUUUCCUCUUUAUUUUUUCCCUGUUAAGAAGAAUUUGAAAUCCUACCGUUCUGCAAUUCAUUAUUCACUACACCAAGCUCUCCUCUCUCCUCUUCCCCCGUAGCAAAGAAAUGGAAGAACCAGAAGGACCAAUGCUCCACCUAAUAAUGGAGAAGGGUCCUCUUUCUGGGCAAAAAUUGGAAUAUAAACCCGGAUACAAGAUCCAAAUCGGCCGGGUCGUACGCGGCAACACACUCCCUAUCAAAGACUCUGGAAUCUCCUCCAAACACCUCCGCAUCCACUUUCAAUCCGGUUCAUGGGUGAUCGAGGAUCUCGGAUCCUCAAACGGUACAUUUCUCAACACUUUAUUAGUCGAUCCAUCUCGCCCCACUAAACUUACCGACGGUGAUAAUAUAAAAAUUGGCGAAUUAACCUCCAUCGCAGUUAAAAUUGAAGCAAUGAAAGUUGAUUCAGUUGAAGAAGUUGAGAUGAAGUGUAAAAAUACCCGGCGAAACCCUAGGCGUAAGGAAUUAGGGGUUUUAUAUGAAAAUUGCGCCCAAUUAGGGUUUGGAAAUGGUGGAAUUGAGAAUGUGGGUGUGGGUGUGGGUUCCAAAAGAACGACGAGGAGUUCUAAGAGUGCGGAAAAUGACAACUUAACUGUAAUUGAAGUUGAGAAAGGGAGGAAAGCGAAUCCGAGGAGGACUAGGGGUUCUAAGAAAGAGGAGAGUGUGAAAAAUAUGGUUGAUAGUGUGAAGGAAGCUGAGAAUUUUACUGUAGCUGAUGUUGAAAGAGAAACAAAACGGGGUAGACGGAGUAGGAAAGUGGAAAGUGUUAAAAAUAGGGAUGAUGAUGUGGAGGAAACUGAGAAUCUUGCUUUAGUUGAUGUUGAAAGCGAGCUUAAAUGGUGUACGAAGAGGACAAGGGGUUCUAAGAAAGUGGAGAGUGUCAAAGAUGUGGAUGAUGGUGUGGAGAAAAGUCAGAGGCUUGCCUUGGUUGAUGCAGAGCAAGAGAGUAAACGGUGUACGAGGAGAACGAGGGGUUCUAGGAAAGUUGAGAGUGUUAAAAAUGUGGAUGAUGGUGUGGAGGAAACUAAGAGUCUUGCUGUAGUUGAUGCAAAGCAAGAGAGGAAACCGAGUCCGAGGAGGACUAGGGGUUCUAGAAAAGUGGUGAGUGUUAAAAAUGUGGAUGAUGCUAAGAAUUCUGUAGCAGUUGAUGUUGAGAGAGAGAAGAUGGUGUAUGUAAGGAGGAAUAAGAGUUCAAGGAAGGAAAAAGAUGCAGAAAAUAUCCAUGAAAAUGCAGGUGAAAUCAUGGAAUUGAAGCAACUUGAGAAAGGGAAAGGAAGUGCCGCAAGAAGGGGGUGUUUGGAGGAAGAGGGGGUGAUGGACAGGUUGGAAAGAAUCCAAAAAGAUCGUGAAGAAGCAGUAGAGAACAAUGCCGAUGAGGUGGCAGUGAAAUUGGGAAGGGAGAGUUGCGAGGUUUCGGUUAGUAAUGCUGGUGUAAGUAUUAGUGAAGUCCAAGAGGAGAAGGAGGUGGAUUUAGAGAAAAUGACACUUGGAGAGUGGUUUGAUUAUUUGGAGGUUCAUUUGCCAAAACAAAUAAUUGACGCCACUGAGGAGAUGAUUUUAGAUAUGAAACAGAAAACAGAGAAGUUUCAGGAGUUCAUGUUGCAGCACAAGAAUGCAAAGGGUUGUGAUGGAAUACCAGAGGGUUAGACCGAGGACUCAGUAGGGAGCUUUACAUUCUUAGGUUGACAUGCUUGGAUGGAGCCUGAGAUUCAACAGCAUAAAAGUUAGGACCUGUUUUAAUAGAAGAUGUUCAACCUCAGAUGACACAGUUGGAGGCCGGAGGAGGAAGCGCAAUACUGCUAAGGAAAAGUGUCCUACAAAUUGAAGGGAGCAAGAUGUUACAGCAAUACAUGCUCUGGCAGAUGGCAGUGCGCUUACUGUUUCACCUGGGAUGAUGCUUCUGAUUCUAAAAUUGUUUCAGCUGACCUUGAUUUCAGUCUCUCUAGCAUCUUUCUCAACUUUGACAUAGCAGAUUGUAACAUGAGUAUUAAUGCUAGAGAAGAAUGAUGGGGCUUGGAGUUAUUAUCAAUUUUUUGUAAAUACUUUCUACUGCUUUAGUUGUGCACACUUGUGCAUUGGACAUGACAAAUGAGGCAUAACAGUAAUGACUGCAUGGUUUGGAAUUUUUUUUUCAUCUAGUUGUUAAUACUAACAACAUGAACGAGUUAACAAAGA
This is a messenger RNA of Nicotiana attenuata, 2238 nucleotides long. Its product is annotated as FHA domain-containing protein At4g14490-like. Gene Ontology annotation, molecular function: protein binding; mRNA binding. The transcript is spliced from 2 exons. NCBI's taxonomy places the organism in Eukaryota, Viridiplantae, Streptophyta, Magnoliopsida, Solanales, Solanaceae. The record is from RefSeq and is a predicted model, not a curated record. The coding region runs from base 130 to 1710 and encodes 526 amino acids.